GACGACCAGUCGGCCGCGCUGGACGAGCUGCUUGGGGACCUGCUCUGCGACCCGGCGGGCGACAGUGCGGCACGGUGCGCCAGGCCUCGCUGCGCGUGCCGGAGUGCGACGGUGCCGAGAAGGACGCCGUCCAGGCCAGCCCCCUGUCCCGGUCGACGGAGAUGCGCAAUCUGGACGAGGAGAUGUCCCGCGAGAUCGCCCAGCUGAGCAAGGAGAUGAGCGCGUGCCUCGCCUCGCUGAACAGCUGGGAGGAGGAGAGGCAGCAGCGCAGCUCCGCGUACAGGGAGGCGCUGGACGAGGCCUGCCGGGGCCCGCACGAGGAGGAGCUGCGCCUCGCGGGCGACGACGGCCCUGGCUGCAGACCAUCCUCGGUCGACAGUCCCAUGGGCGAGGACGCCCAGCCAGAGGGCGGCGCCUGGCCGGGCUUCCUCGCCGAGCAGGGCGCCGGGCCCGACGCGGGCGCCAGGGCGCAAGGUGGUCGCCAGGCCUCUGGCGGCCACGGGGAGGCCGACGUCCGCGCCGUGGCCCUCGCCGCCCUCGCCCGCGCCGAGGGCGAGGGGGCGCUGCGGGCAGACGAGGAGAGGGUGCGGCAGCUCCGGGAGGAGGUGGAGCUGCUGCGCCGGGCGGAGGAGGCGCUGGACGACGGCGCGAGCGCGCCCUGGGGGACCCGCACGACGCUGGACGACGACGACCCUGUUGGGCCGCGGGACCUGCCGGACCCCAUCGGGGAGGCCGCCUUGGUCGCCGCGGCCGUGGCCGCGGGGCCCGCCCCGGAGCAACCGAGCAUGGGUCUCCUCGAGGACGAGCUCAGCGAGCUGCUCGGAGAGUGCUGUGCGGGGGCGGGGAGGGACGCCGCUGGCGGAACGGGCUGACCGCCAACGCGCGAGCAGAGUACAUCGUUCUGCAGAUGAACGGCACGACGAGCGCAGCCUGGGUCAGCAUCACCAGUCGCGACGUGCGGCAUGUGGACGAGACAAGCAGGGUCAACAACGGCACCAGCAACGCGCUAAAGCACUUGAGGGCUCGCUCCGAGGUGCGCCCGAGAGCUCCGCAGGCUCCCGCCGGCUUCCCGGAGGAGAAGAGGACGAGGACGAGGGGGAUGGGCGGGAAGGACGAGGAGCAGGAGAUGGGCAGGGCGGCGGCCCGGGCCGCCUGGUUCAACGCGCGGACCUGCACAUUGAAGGUCGCCACGCCAGGGCCGGCCACCCCGCCGCGGCUGAGGACCUUCGCGCGGCUGACCGACUUCCCUGGGACCGACGAAGAGUGGGAGCAGGAGUACGUCCAGCUCUGCUCCGACCGGGGCGUGGACCCCGACCGCGGCUUCGACGAGGAGGCGUUCAGGGACCUGGUCAACGACGAGUCAGACGACGGGCAGCACUGCACGGACGAGGAGCUCGCCGAGAUGACCGCCAGGGUGUUGGCCCAGCAGGCAGCGCCGCCUGCCAGGGCCGGCCCUGCCGCCGCCGUGGCAGCCCCGGCGCCGGACAGAGGGCCCCGCCAGGAACCCGACGCCGCCCCUGCGAUCUCGAAGCCCCCCGGGCUGGCGACGCCCGAGGCGCUGCCCGUCGGCGGGCUCCCCCCUGGCCCGGGCAAGGACCACGAGGGGCCGAUCCUGGAAGCGGCGCCGCCGCUGGACCAGGACGAGGAGGCGUGGGAGAAGGUCGGGGCGGUCGGCUCCCGCCAGGACGGCUGGGAGGAGGUCGGGGUCGGCAGCCCAGGCGCGGGCCCGGGCGCGCGCGAGCGUCGGGGCGCCGAGCGGCACCCGGAGUUGCCGCGCCGGCAGCUCGUCGCGUCGGUCUUCCGCGCCUGCGACCUCAACGGGGACGGGCGGCUGAGCUGCGUGGAGAUGGAGGCGUUCGCGCGGCAGACAGGAUUCGAGGGGACCGCCGAGGAGUGGGCGGCCGAGUUCAGGGCCCUCUGCGCCGACCACCACGCAGGCCCCAACGAGGGGAUCAACCUCGAUGUAUUCGCGGAGCUGGUGGACGACGAGAGCGACAAUGGGUGCUACUGUACAGACGGGGAGCUGGUGGACAUGCUAAAGAAGUUGUUCCCCGCGCUCAAGGAGGUCACGGCCGCGGCCCCCCCGCCGGCCGCGACACCCGACGGCUCGGCCCGCACGCAGCUCAUCGGCGACGUGUUCCGGGCCUGCGACCGGGACGGCGACGGCAGGCUGAGCUCGUCGGAGAUGCGCCCCGUCGCCGAGCUCAUCGGCUUCGAGGGCGACGACGCGACGUGGGAGGCCGAGUUCGCAUUGCUGCUGCAGGGCCACGCGGGACCCGGUAUUGGCCUGGGCCUCUUCUCUCAGCUCGUCAACGACAUGUCUGAGGAUGGGUGCUACUGUACAGACGAGGAGCUCGGAGUCCUGCUGCGGAGGCUCUAG
Messenger RNA from Prorocentrum cordatum, 2380 nucleotides. NCBI's taxonomy places the organism in Eukaryota, Dinophyceae, Prorocentrales, Prorocentraceae. The record is from the annotation of a GenBank genome assembly.